AUGAGUCGCGUCCCCCAGUCCGAUCAGAUGCGCGCAAGCGGUUCCGCGCGGCGCAAAGUCGCCCUCCCCCCCGGCCGCUCCCAGCUAGACUGGGUGCGUAAUUCCGGCCGUCUCCCACGCCCUUACCAGCGCCCAGUCUCCCUGCGCGAGCUGAGAGCCCACAAGAGCAAAGAGAGUGCGUGGAUGGCGAUUAACGGCCGUGUCUUUGACGUCACCCCGUACAUAGAGUAUCACCCCGGUGGUGUUGAAAUGAUGCUCAUGGGCGCAGGAAAGGAUGCGACUUCGCUGUUUAACAAGUAUCACUCGUGGGUUAAUCCUGAAUACAUGCUCGCGCGAUGCUACCUCGGCCCACUAGAUGCGAGCGAGAGGACGGGCAUGGAGACCGCUUCCGAAAGAAAGGUCGGUCCUCAUCGAGGUCUUGAGAGUGAUGACAAUAGCAAACAAUCAAAAGACGAAGCUUCAAGUAAGCGAAAACCUUCGUCUUCGCCAAAGCAGGCCAAAGCCUCAACGACAUCCCUGCCAGAGGUGUCCGAACAUUUCGACGCAUUGAACAUCGCAGAAUUGGAAGAAUAGCCCAUCGUCUACUUCAGCUGCUUCUAUCCCUGAGAUGACACGUGUGACCUAUUUUCUUGUCGCAUCUCGCACCUCUACUUCGCGGACACCCCCACUGCUAGAAUGAGCCCAUUUUCUGCAAUCGUCACUGGCAGCAACAUGACGUUGAGCGGAAACGGGAGCACAAACCCGCUCGAUACCUGCCAGUAGAUGCCUAGCAACGCGAGCAGCGUCCAAGCGGCCACCAGCAAGGGGUUGCCUUCAUUGAAGAUGUUCCUGUCGGCAUAGCCGUACCGCGUUAAAUACGCACAGACACCAGUGAUGAAUAGGGAGCUCCCCCGCAUCGCUGCGAAGACGCUUGUCACUGCGCGCAUGAGCACCCAUGAGGCGGACAUACCGACAUACCGGAAGCCAUACUUGUUUACAACCUGCAACAGGGUAUGGUUUUGUUGCGAGACAGAAGGAGAGGAAUUGUGAGCUUGAAGAAUGGUUAGUGUCAGGGCAGCUGCACAACAGCGCAUGGAACAAGUGGAAUUGAGGAACUUACGGGAAUCCACUUUUCAUAGUCGUCGGGAAGGGCGUACUCGAGCAUCUGUGUCGUAAACGGGGAGAAAAUUUUGUUGAGCACAUCGCCGAUAGCAGUCCCCAGGGUGAUGGCCUUCGCAAAUCGGACGCGUAAGGUAGCUAAUAUAGCGACGGUAGCCAUUGUC
Molecule: messenger RNA, 1262 nt
Organism: Chondrus crispus (carragheen)
Lineage: Eukaryota; Rhodophyta; Florideophyceae; Gigartinales; Gigartinaceae
Exons: 3
Coding region: 1-573 (190 amino acids)
Biological process (GO): superoxide metabolic process; generation of precursor metabolites and energy
Cellular component (GO): endoplasmic reticulum
Molecular function (GO): heme binding
Source: RefSeq, a predicted model, not a curated record